AUGCAAAAUAGCAAAAAAACAAUAAGAAUUCAAUAAGCACARUAAUUCAGUUAUUUUUUAAUUUCGUGUUCAAUAUGAAAUCAUAUUGUUUAUUAUUGUUACUCUUCUGUGCUAAUUUCUUGAACAUACAUGAGUGUCAGGCUAAUCAUUCGAAUAAUUGGGCAGUUCUGGUCGAUACAUCAAGGUUUUGGUUCAAUUACAGGCAUGUAGCAAACGUUUUGUCCAUUUACAGAAGUGUCAAACGUCUUGGUAUACCGGACAGUCAGAUAAUAUUAAUGGUCGCUGAUGACAUGGCAUGUAACCCUCGAAAUCCCAGUCCUGCAACUGUAUUCAAUAAUGCUGAUCAACAGCUAAACGUUUAUGGUGAUGACGUUGAAGUCGAUUUUAGAGGCUAUGAGGUAACAGUUGAAAACUUUGUACGUUUAUUGACGGGUCGAUUACCUCCUGAUACUCCUCGUUCAAAACAGUUGCUUACUGAUGAAGGUAGCAACAUCUUGAUAUACCUUACUGGCCAUGGUGGUGAUGGAUUUCUUAAGUUUCAAGAUUCUGAAGAAGUUACCAGCCAAGAGUUAGCUGAUGCUCUUGAACAGAUGUGGCAGAAAAGAAGAUACCAUGAAAUAUUCUUCAUGAUUGAUACUUGUCAAGCUUCAUCAAUGUAUGAAAAAUUUUACUCACCUAACAUCCUUGCAAUGGCUAGUAGCUUAGUAGGUGAAGAUUCCCUUUCGCAUCACGUAGAUCCAGCAAUUGGAGUGUACAUAAUUGAUCGUUACACAUUUUAUGCGUUGAAAUUUUUAGAGAAUGUUAAACUAAAGAGUCGUAUUAGCAUGAAAAGUUUUCUGGGUGUUUGUCCUAAACAAGAUUGUAUUUCAACAGUGGGAGUACGAAUAGAUUUAUUUCACAGAGACCUCGCCAAAGUUCCAAUCACUGACUUCUUUGGAUCUGUCAGACCAGUUGAAUUAACAUUUGACUUUUUAGAUAUUUCAAAUACACCAUUAUAGAAAAUAAUUGUAAACAUUGUCCUGUAUAAAAUUAUUUAUAUUUGUAUAUAAUUUUAAGAGCACAACUCUAUUUAAAAUGAGAUUGUACCUCGACGACCGACUUCUGCGCAUGGAUGUGCUUUGUUUCUCAGCGCAGAAUUCAUUAUUUGACUAAAUGGGGGAAGUGUCUGAUCGUCGCUGAUGAAAACUGGUCACUGCCGAAUAGAGUGUAGUUCAAUAUUUGUGAGCCGGUUAUUUCAUAACAAUUUAUAUAUAGCUAAAUUAUGUUAUAAAUACUUUAUUUUUUUUUAUAUAUAUAAAAUAUU
Molecule: messenger RNA, 1303 nt
Organism: Diuraphis noxia (Russian wheat aphid)
Lineage: Eukaryota; Metazoa; Arthropoda; Insecta; Hemiptera; Aphididae
Gene: PIG-K
Product: Phosphatidylinositol glycan anchor biosynthesis class K
Biological process (GO): proteolysis; attachment of GPI anchor to protein
Cellular component (GO): GPI-anchor transamidase complex
Molecular function (GO): GPI-anchor transamidase activity
Source: RefSeq, a predicted model, not a curated record